ACCUCGAUUAGAACGCGAAGAUAGAUAAAAGUUUUCAAAGUGUGUAAUUCAAUAAAAAUUAAUAACAUGUAUCUCAGAUAAACUCACCUAUACAUAAUUUAAUCAGACUUAUUUACUCUGCUUCCAAACUGUGAGAAGGAUUUGUUAUGGCUCCAGUUCCAUAUAAACAAAAUGGCGUCCAAUGCUCGCUUGAAAUCUUCAUCAUGUUCAUUGUAGCGUGAAAUGCGGAUUAAUAUAUUCAAGUUCGAUUUCAUAAGCAUUUAGUUUCAGCAAUACUUAGUGAAUUCGUCGGAUGUAUAACUGCUUCAAUGACAAAAAAACGUUUUGCUACACACUGUAUUGCAUAGAAGUGAAACACGCUUUCCUAUUAAAUGCAGUACUAUUUUAACGCAUAUCCAUAUAGGGAAGUUUCGAUCUAAAACGUACAUGUACCUCGGAGGUUUCAGUAUUGAAUUUCAUUGGUUAACGGAGGUCAAACCCCGCCCAAAACAUGUACAAUUUGCUUGCCGGCAUGCACGCGCUUUAAAUGAACAAUGUAUGACAAGCUUUUCUGGUUAUCAUUUUCAUGGUUCAGUGGUGCCCAUUUUUUAAUACCUAUCUCUCCGGCAAAAAAGAAGUAGUCCCUUGCAUACACGUACAAACCCGUUCAAGCUCAUGUAAAUAACUGUCAAUAUAAAAUGGUGGUUUGUAUCCAAACAAAUUGAAUUUCAAAUGUUGAUUGCAGAUAGCAAUACAAUAUUUCACACUGUAAAUGCCUAGAAGCACAAAGAACAUUUUAGCUAGGGCAGAGACAAUAAAAACAUAUGAAAAUAACUUUCUAACUUGUUACUUUCAGCGAAGGAAUGGACUUUGGGAAAAUCAGAUGACCUACCCGUGUUUAUAACCGGUGCAUCUUCAAAUCAUUUUCAAGAGAUGAUUAAAAUGUUGCACAACUUUAACGAUCUACGACAACGCUUGAAUAGAAACUGGAUGCUUUAUUUCUUUAAUUUAGGUCUAUCUGUCAAGGAGGUGGAAGAGGUGCGAAAGAUGUGCAACUGUACAGUAAAAAGGUUAGACUUCAAUCGAUAUCCCGUACACGUUAAGGAUUUACACGGAUAUGCAUUCAAACCGUUAGCCAUUGAGAUAAUCGCUAGGAUGCACACAUUUGUUGUUUGGAUGGAUGCUUCUGUCAGAUUCAAACAAUCCGAUUUAAACAUACUUCUUGGCCAAGGGAGAAAGGCAGGCGUGUUCGUCACUCAAGGAGGCGGCUCUGUUGCUCGACGAACGUUACCAUCGACGUUUCAGUACUUUAACACGUAUCCAUGUCGGUUUCGAACUUUGCCAGAAUUACAGGGUGGAUUUCUUAUAUUUUACAUGAAUCCGUAUAUUGUCCAUCGCAUUUUUUGGCCUUGGGUACGAUGCGCCCUCGAAUUUGGCUGCAUGGUGCCGGAUUUGAAUCCAGAAAAGUAUUUAGCAUGUAACAAAUAUGGAAAUGUGUUUGGUGAGUGCCAUCGAUUCGACCAAUCAGUACUUAGCAUUUUGCUUUAUACGGUUUAUGGCAAACAUAUAAGUGAGCAUACAAUGCACUACAGUGAAAACAUGUAUAUGUCUUUUCAUUAAUGUUAAAUGUAAUUCAUAUCAGUUCUCAUUUCAAGCAUCCAGAAUCCAGAAGUUUAAGCUGGACGUUAAAAAGCAACAUCAUCUAUUGAGAAUACAAACGCAAAUAUAGUUAGACUAAGAGGUGAUAUUCUUAGCAGCAAUAUCACGAAUAAAAAGAGAAUCUUAGAGUAUUAGCUACAAUGGUUCCUGUUGCGACAAAUUGUAUUAAUACAGCCAUUCACUGUUCUAUUUAUUUUUGUUUUGAUGAAAUAAUAUAUUGUUUAAUACAUUUUGGACGAACAAACUACAUCGAAAUAUUGAAUAUUUCCUUUUUUUCUUUUCUUAUACACAAUUGUUUAAGACAAUAUAUAGUCUUUUACAAUGUGUAUCCGCUACUAGCAAAAUAAGCUUAACAUCCUUUUAAUAACAUCGCAAAAAAUCAAAUAUGUACUAAAAGGUUACAAAUAGAAUGCAUGAACCACUCUGUUUUAUAAUGAAAUAAAAUAGCCUUACAAAACAUUUGACGAGCAUACAGACAAGCCAACUUUGACCUCCAUCGGCGUACUAAUUAUAAACGCCGAAAUUGUGUUACUAACCUUGUAGACAUU
Molecule: messenger RNA, 2186 nt
Organism: Mya arenaria
Lineage: Eukaryota; Metazoa; Mollusca; Bivalvia; Myida; Myidae
Exons: 3
Coding region: 913-1599 (228 amino acids)
Source: RefSeq, a predicted model, not a curated record